CCCCGUUCCCAAACCCAAGCGAAAUCUCUGGCAGGGUUGCACGGACGGAUGCGGCGGCACAAUGCCCAGAGAAUUCAUCCCCUUUCUUCGUCGCCAGGUCGCGCGGUUGCCAGCAAAAUUGACAAAAAGUCUUGGAGUCUGGUUCUUGGUUCCGUCGGUGUGCGGCUUGGGACUGGAGGGGGGUUCGGACGAGGAAAACGGCGCCGCGCUCCCACCAGCAACUUUUCUUCUUCUUCUUCUUUCUCGAUGGGUCGAGUCGAACCAAGGAUAGGUAACAGAAUCGGCAUUGUCAAGUUGUCCGAUGCGGCCGGUUCGUCGUCUGGGCCGUGGGUCGUGAGGAGGAGGACCGGCGUGAGGGUCUGGUCCCCCGACGCGAACGAUCGAGGUGGUUCGCUUUCCCCCCACACCGCCCUGCUGAGCGAGCUACUUGGUCAAGAAGAAAAUGGCUUGACGAAAAGACAGUCCUUAGGAGGGGAGGGGGGAGGGGACGACGUGGUGGUUAUGUACUGCAGUGCAAAGGGGAGCAGGUACAGGUUCACACAUUAAACAACGUAAACUAGAUGGUGCCUUGCGCCCCAAUUCUCCUCCC
Molecule: messenger RNA, 589 nt
Organism: Colletotrichum navitas
Lineage: Eukaryota; Fungi; Ascomycota; Sordariomycetes; Glomerellales; Glomerellaceae
Exons: 1
Coding region: 49-546 (165 amino acids)
Source: RefSeq, a predicted model, not a curated record